Betta splendens (Siamese fighting fish) is the source of this 981-nucleotide messenger RNA. RefSeq names its product olfactory receptor 8-like. The record is from RefSeq and is a predicted model, not a curated record. The transcript has a single exon. Gene Ontology annotation, biological process: G protein-coupled receptor signaling pathway. Gene Ontology annotation, molecular function: olfactory receptor activity; G protein-coupled receptor activity. NCBI's taxonomy places the organism in Eukaryota, Metazoa, Chordata, Actinopteri, Anabantiformes, Osphronemidae. The coding region runs from base 1 to 981 and encodes 326 amino acids. Gene Ontology annotation, cellular component: membrane.
AUGGAGUUAUUCAACUCUGCUCUCGGGAAGAACAUCACAUUUGUGCAUCCUGCGUAUUUCAUAAUAAGUGGAUUAGUUGGCGUUCCUUAUAUCAAGUAUUACUACGUGUUUCUGUUCUUUGUUUACGUCAUCUCUGUGCUGGGAAACACGGCUGUGAUGGCCGUCAUAUGUCUGGACAGUAACCUGAGGACCCCAAAGUACGUGGCCGUCUUCAACCUGGCCUUCGUGGACCUGUUUGGCAGCUCCGCUUUGGUGCCUAAAGUCAUCGACGUGUUCCUGUUCAACCACCCCUACAUCUCCUACAGCGACUGCCUGACCUUCCUCUUCAUCUGCUACACCUGCCUUGACCUGCAGUCCUUCAACCUGGUGGCUCUGUCCUACGACAGGCUGGUGGCCGUCAUCUUCCCUCUGCACUAUUCGGUGAAGAUCACCCACCGCUUCAUGUUUUCUAUGAUCGCCUCUUUCUGGGUUUUUGUUAUCGUUGCUAAUUUUGUUACAGUCGGCCUCAUUACUAGACUGUCCUUCUGUGACUCUGUGCUCAUUAACAGCUACUUCUGUGACCAUGGUCAGAUCUAUCGACUGGCCUGCAAUGACAACUUUCCCAGUUAUGUUCUGAGCUGUUUGUACCCGGUUCUAAUGUUCUGGCUUCCACUAGUUUUCAUCCUGAUGAGUUACUUGUAUAUUUGCUGCACAUUGGUUAAAGUGGCCACGGUUCAACAGGGACUCAGGGCCUUUAAAACCUGCGUAGGUCAUCUGUCAUUAGUGGCCAUUUAUUUCACACCAUUGUUGAUCACGUUCACAUUAAUGGAGAAAAUACAUCCAAACGCCAGGAUCAUAAACCUGUCUCUGACCUCUGUUAUUCCACCAAUGUUGAACCCCAUCAUUUAUGUUCUGCAGACACAGGAAAUAAAGGAAUCUGUAAAAAAGUUAUUAAAAACCAGAUGGAAAUGCAAAAUAACUAAAACCUCAGCCCUGAAGUGA